Paramecium octaurelia is the source of this 595-nucleotide messenger RNA. NCBI's taxonomy places the organism in Eukaryota, Ciliophora, Oligohymenophorea, Peniculida, Parameciidae. The record is from the annotation of a GenBank genome assembly.
AAUACAUAAAAAUGAAUUUCUUUCAUCCACUUUUGCAAACUCUUCAGUGUAAGAAUCGCUAUUCUAUUUGUUUUAGUCAUGCGUUUCAAUCUCAGUGCAGACAGACAAUAAACCACUCUGAAUCUCCUCAAUCCACCUAUCAAAGUCGAAGAGAACGACUCGCUCCUCCCUCCCAUCUAUCAAAUGACGUAAUAGGAACUACUAUAACGACAGAUGGUUGACUCAGCAACUCAUGGGUUGUAGAUGCAGACUCUUCCCAAGGACUUGGACCCACCAAAGACAAUCAAUAAGAAAAUGUAUGUUGUUUAAAUAUCCCUCAGAAGCAAAAAAGCCAACACUUGUGGCCAUCCAGACAAGGAACAUUAUGCCAAAGGAAUGUGCAACAAUUGCUAUCAUCGAUUGGGCAGAAACAAACAACCUUGGCUAUGCUCACACAAAAAACUAUAUGCAUGUAAUUUAUCAUCUCAAUCUACAAGGCGGACUCUGUUAGAAUUGCUACAUCAACCAAUAUAAUAAAAAAAGAAGAGUCGAAAAUCAAGAUCAACUAGAGUCAGAACUUAACAAUUAAUCUGGCAUACCCAAAACAGACAAUUGA